Messenger RNA from Clonostachys rhizophaga, 834 nucleotides. The record is from the annotation of a GenBank genome assembly. Lineage: Eukaryota; Fungi; Ascomycota; Sordariomycetes; Hypocreales; Bionectriaceae.
AUGGAUUACGAGACUAUCAACAAGCGCAACUGGGACGAGCGAGCACCCCUCCACGCAGCCUCACCGGACUACAACGUCCAAGAUUUAAUCAAUACGCCGAGCUAUAUCAGUGAAGUUGUCCAAUUCGAUCAGACACUUCUUGGCGAUAUAUCAAGUCUCACCUGCGUUCAUCUUCAAUGUCACAUCGGCACGGACACCCUAAGUCUUGCGAGACUCGGUGCCUCGUCAGUCACCGGCCUUGAUUUCUCAGGCGUUUCUCUCAAGGAGGCCAGAACUCUUGCAGCCUCUACCUUGGGAACUGGCGGCGAAAAACUCACUUUUGUGGAGGCCUCCAUAUAUGACAGUCUCAAGGUUCUGCAACCAGGCACAUAUGACCUUGUCUAUACUGGCAUCGGGGCGCUAUGCUGGAUACCAAGCGUAAAGCAAUGGGCAAAGGUUGUGUCAGGUUUAUUGAAGCUGGGAGGGCGGUUGUUUAUCCGCGAGGGCCAUCCGAUGUUGUGGGCAGUAGACGAACAGAAAGCGGGCAUUUCUAUCGAGUACCCAUAUUUUGAGCUUGAGGAGGCUACAAUAUUCGACGAGGAGUUCACUUAUGUCGGGACCGGCGGCCAAAAGCUCAAAGAGACGAAGACGGCCUCGUUCAACCAUGGCUUGGGAGAAAUCAUACAGGCGCUGCUUUCUGAAGGACUUCGUGUUACUGGACUGAUAGAGCAUCAAAGCGUGCCUUGGAACGCUAUACCUGGACAGAUGGAAGAAAUGGGAAAUGGAGAAUUUAGAUUGAAGGAUCGCCCCUGGAGAUUGCCACACUCUUAUACUCUCCAAGCAAUGAAGGAAUAG